Messenger RNA from Paramecium pentaurelia, 219 nucleotides. NCBI's taxonomy places the organism in Eukaryota, Ciliophora, Oligohymenophorea, Peniculida, Parameciidae. The record is from the annotation of a GenBank genome assembly.
AUGAAUACCUUUAAUAUUGAUAAGAAUAGAUUUAUGAAAAAGGCAAAUGAGAAGAAAUCAUAAAAAAUGAUAUCUACAAAUCCACUUUUAAUAUUAAAAAUUAGGGAAGAAGAUUUUGACGAUCUAAACUCUCCAACCUCACCUCAUUUAUCAAUACCUAUUUUUAGUCCAACCAAAUUCAUAUUUCCAACACCAGGCACCUCUUAAAAAGUUAAAUGA